AUGCCGCCCUUCCCAAUGGCUAUCAACGCCGUCGUGGCGAUACUUGAUGGGAGCCCUUCGGAGCCCGUUAUUCUCACCAUGAUUAUAUCUUAUGUAGCUUCAUUCAUAUCCCUACUCUUUUCAUCACCAGUUUCAACAUCAAAAACAACUUCCUGCUGGCGCGACACUCCUUGCAAUGUGCGGACAGCAUCUUUUAGCGGGCCCUGGGACACCAACAAUUACUCGCCCAAAACAAGGACCGUAUCGCCCGUGACGAUAUUUACCGAAGACUUCUCCGUCUCCAUGAAAUACCCCAAGACAGCCGACCUGUCUUCCAAUGUCCUCAUCUACGACUUUGGAAAGGAAGUGGGUGGCAUCGUCACCGUCUCAUACGAAGCAACCGGAUCCGGACACUUGGGCCUCGCGUUCUCAGAAGCGAGGAACUGGACCGGCCGAGCAUCAGAUGGAUCAAAUGGACGAUACAUCCCCCGAGGCGAUGGCGCUCUAUUCGCUCCAAUCGAUAAUAGUACCCAGUCGGGAACGUACACGAUGCCCGACGAGAAAAUGCGAGGCGGUUUCCGAUAUCUGUCUCUGUUCACGACCACCGACCAAGCGAUCAAAGUUCAAAUCACAUCAGUCACCCUGGAGCUUUCGUUCCAGCCCACUUGGUCUGAUCUUCGAGCGUACGGCGGGUACUUCCACUCCAGCGAUGAGCUCUUGAACCGGAUCUGGUAUGCGGGCGCGUACACACUGCAGACGAACGCCGUCCCACCUCGUACCGGUCGCGUGUGGCCGCUCCUGGAGAAGGGCUGGAGAAACGAUGCCUGGCUGGGCACCAACGGCUCGAGCAUCUUCGUCGAUGGGAGCAAACGUGACCGAGCUACGUGGGCGGGGGAUCUGGGAAUCGCAUUGCCCAGUGCUUUUGUCAGCACUGGAGAUUUCGAGAGCGCCAGGAAUGCGCUGCAGCUGCAGUAUGAUCUUCAGUCCGUUCAUGGCGAGCUUCCGGUGGCUGGACCCCCUCUGAACUUCUUUGGGUCGGAUACUUACCACAUGGCUUCGCUGAUCGGAACGUAUGAAUACCUUCUUUACAGCGGAGAUAUGGAGUUUCUUGCUGCCAACUGGGCCAAAAUCAAACUUGCCAUCAGAUACGUCAGCAACAAGAUCGAUCCGAGAAGCGGCGCCCUGUACGUGACUGGCGAGGCAGAUUGGGGCAGAUACGCUCAAGGCGGCUUCAACACGGCAGCAAAUGCAAUGAUGUUUCGGACUUUGAUCACCGGCAAUCUCAUGGCCGGAUGGAUGGGUCAGCCAGGUCAAGGUGCUCGCUGGGAAGAAAUGGCCAACGUCCUGAAGGCGUCGAUGAAUUCCCCGGCGCUCAAUUGGGACCCGGUGGUGGGAGCGUUCAAGGACAGCAACAUCGACGCAUCAGUCUACCCAGAAGACGGCAACAGUCUCGCAUUGUACUACGACAUGGCAUUUCCCACCUACUACCGAAACAUCAGCGACCGGCUCGUCACCAACUGGGGCCCUAUCGGCGCCAAGUGCCCCGAGCUAUCCUUCAACAUCGUGCCCUUUAUCGAAAGCAUGGAGAUCAAAGGCCACCUGGCCAUCGGCCAGACCCAGCGCGCCCUCGCCCUCAUCCGCCGCAGCUGGGGCUGGUACCUCAACCACCCCUCGGGCACCCAGAGCACCUUCAUCGAAGGCUACCUCGCGGACGGCUCCUUCGGAUACCGCGCCUGGACCGGCUACGAACACGACUACUCCUACACGUCGCACGCCCACGGCUGGAGCACCGGGCCCACGCACGCCCUGAGCCACUACGUCCUGGGGCUGCAGCUCGCCUCCCCCGCCGGCGCGGACUGGAUCCUGGCGCCGCAGUUCGGCGACCUGACGUCUGCCCAGGGCGGCUUCACCACGCCGCGGGGCCCCUUCUCGGCCCGGUGGGCGCUGCGUCCCGGCGGCUACGAUCUCACGUACGAUGUCCCCGUCGGGACCGCGGGCACGCUCCGGCUGCCUGCCGGGUCGACGACGGGGCCGGUGCCGCGGGUCACCGUGGCUGGGGAGGUGCGUCUGGUUGAUGCGUACGAGGUUGAGAAGGGGGUUGCUACGCUUCUGGGCGCGGUGGGGGGGAAGGUUGCUAUUCGGGUGAUGUAUGAUUGA
Molecule: messenger RNA, 2136 nt
Organism: Drepanopeziza brunnea f. sp. 'multigermtubi' MB_m1
Lineage: Eukaryota; Fungi; Ascomycota; Leotiomycetes; Helotiales; Drepanopezizaceae
Biological process (GO): carbohydrate metabolic process
Source: RefSeq, a predicted model, not a curated record